Molecule: messenger RNA, 825 nt
Organism: Trichoderma gamsii
Lineage: Eukaryota; Fungi; Ascomycota; Sordariomycetes; Hypocreales; Hypocreaceae
Product: urease accessory protein UreG
Exons: 2
Coding region: 1-825 (274 amino acids)
Molecular function (GO): nickel cation binding; GTPase activity
Source: RefSeq, a predicted model, not a curated record
AUGGCGCACACUCACUCUCACGACGGCAGCGCGCCGCACUCGCACAAUGGCUUCUCAGCUCAAGAGCACGGCCACUCUCACGAAAUCCUUGAUGGCCCCGGCAGCUAUAUCGGACGAGAGAUGCCCAUCGUAGAGGGCCGCACCUGGGCUGAUCGUGCAUUCACAAUUGGAAUUGGCGGUCCCGUUGGCUCAGGCAAGACCGCUCUGAUGCUGGCCCUCUGCCUCGCCCUCAGAGAGAAAUACUCUCUCGCCGCCGUCACAAACGACAUCUUCACCAAAGAAGACGCCGAGUUUCUCACCCGCCACGCGGCUCUACCUCCCCAGCGCAUCCGCGCCAUCGAGACCGGAGGCUGUCCACACGCCGCCGUCCGCGAAGACAUCUCCGCCAACCUCGCCGCCCUGGAAGACCUGCACGCCGAGUUCGAUUCCGAUCUUCUGCUCAUUGAAUCCGGUGGCGACAACUUGGCUGCAAACUACAGCCGCGAACUGGCCGACUUCAUCAUCUACGUUAUCGAUGUCAGCGGCGGCGACAAGGUGCCUCGGAAAGGAGGUCCUGGAAUUACGCAGAGUGAUUUGCUGGUCGUGAACAAGACGGAUUUGGCCGAGGCUGUGGGCGCUGAUUUGGGAGUCAUGGAGAGGGAUGCGAGAAAGAUGCGAGAAGGGGGCCCGACGGUUUUCGCGCAGGUGAAGAAGGAUGUGGGCGUGGAUCACAUUGUGAAUCUCAUUUUGAGUGCGUGGAAGGCGAGCGGUGCUGAGGAGGAGAGGAGGAGUCGUGGAGGGCCGAGGCCGACGGAGGGUCUGGAGGCGUUGAAGAAGGAGGCUUAG